Molecule: messenger RNA, 993 nt
Organism: Exophiala aquamarina CBS 119918
Lineage: Eukaryota; Fungi; Ascomycota; Eurotiomycetes; Chaetothyriales; Herpotrichiellaceae
Exons: 1
Coding region: 1-993 (330 amino acids)
Biological process (GO): fungal-type cell wall polysaccharide metabolic process
Cellular component (GO): fungal-type cell wall
Source: RefSeq, a predicted model, not a curated record
AUGAAGUCUGCUUGCCUACUACCAUCGGCCUUACUCCUCGCCUCGUCAAAUAUCCUGGCCACAAGGUUUCUCGCCUUGGCCCAGGAUUCGAACUUGACGUUCCCCAAGCGAGGCCUAAUAUACAUCCAACCCGACCGAGGACACGAAAGAGACUACAAAAACUUCAUCGGGCCCAACUCGCCCCUCACCUGGUACUACACGUACUCGCCAUGGCCGACAUUAACACAGUGGUCUGCUGAAUUCGUCCCCAUGGUCCACGGGGUCAAAGAUGCCGAGGAAUCCGUCGACAGGAUCAUCGCCUUCCAGAACGGAUCAUCAGGCUCGCUGGGCGAGAACACGAUGAUGCGCGUGCUGAGCUUCAAUGAGCCGGAUGGCGACACCGACAGUGGUGGGAGCGAUUCCUCACCUCGUCAUUCCGCAGAGGUAUAUCUCGAGACCAUUGCCCCCCUCCGCAGAGACCCAUAUAACUUCCAGGUCUCGCUGCCUGCAACCACUGGCUCUUCGAGGGGGCUAGAAUGGCUCGCGGAUUUCAAUGAAUCAUGCUGGGACCAGAACCCCAACGCUGGAUGUGAAUUUGACUUUGUCGCCACCCAUUGGUACGGCGACUUCGCUGGCAUGGCGUCUUGGCUGGGCACGAUUCACAGCCUGUAUCCCGAUAUGCCAAUCUGGUUGACGGAGUUUGCGAUUCCAGGUCUUGAAGAAGAUGAAACACUGGCGUUCAUGAACCAGAGUCUGCCGUUUUUGGACGACCUAGAGUAUCUGGAGCGGUAUUCUUGGUUUGGCACGUUCAGGGACAAUGAUGCAAACGAGUGGACGGGUGAUGGUGUCAGUAUGCUGAAUGGGGAUGGCGAGCUGUCGAGCCUCGGCGCCAAUUAUAUGGGUGGUCAUGAUGCCGGAUUCGAGGAGGGUCAAGGCGGUGCUGCUUCGUCUGUCAGGUGUAGUAUAUUGUUACUUGUUGUUGGUGUUUCAAUAGCCUCGCUGCUUGCUUCGUAG